Aureobasidium subglaciale EXF-2481 is the source of this 1701-nucleotide messenger RNA. RefSeq lists its product as uncharacterized. Gene Ontology annotation, molecular function: glycylpeptide N-tetradecanoyltransferase activity. The transcript is spliced from 2 exons. Bases 1 to 1701 code for a protein of 566 amino acids. Gene Ontology annotation, cellular component: cytoplasm. Gene Ontology annotation, biological process: N-terminal peptidyl-glycine N-myristoylation. The record is from RefSeq and is a predicted model, not a curated record. Lineage: Eukaryota; Fungi; Ascomycota; Dothideomycetes; Dothideales; Saccotheciaceae.
AUGCCUCAGGAAGAAUCAAAACCCGUCGACGCGCCUGUCAAGCAGGAAGCUUUGGACAAGGCUGUCGGGGAGCUCAAGCUCGGCGAAGGCCAGGACGCACCGAAGACCGACGUAGACCAAGACUCGACACAAGCAGACGCAAAGAAGUCAACGACAAAGAAGAUCAAGGAUGCCAUCGCUGGAGUCACGUCGUCGUCCAAGUCCUCCGCCGCUCCCACCUCCGCCGAAGAUCCUCUACCUCAGGAUGCCAUCAACAAGCUGUCCGACUCAGACAUUGCCAACCUCGUUCAGAGCAACCCCGCCCUCGCUCAGCAAAUGCUCAAGGGCAACGCUUCCCUCGAUGCUCGUAGCAUGCGUGAAUUACUCAAGUCUGUUAGUGCCGCCGACGUAAUGACUGGCAUGAGCUCGGGAAAGAAUGCAAAGGACAUGGCAAACUACAAGUUCUGGUCUACCCAGCCUGUUCCUCGCUUUGACGAGAAGGCCGCCGUCGAAAAGAAGUCGGUUACAGAAGGCCCCAUCAAGGACGUCGACCCUGCCAAGGUUCCCACAACUCCCUCUCCCUUGGUUGCCGGCUUCGAGUGGUGCGAGGUCGAUCUUCUGAAGGAGAACGAAUUGAAGGAGGUUCAAGAGCUGCUGUGUAACCACUACGUCGAAGAUGACGAGGCCAUGUUCCGCUUCAACUACCUCAACGAGACACUCAACUGGGCUCUCAAGGCUCCCGGCUGGCGCAAGGCAUGGCACGUUGGUGUACGCGCUUCAAAGUCUCAGAAGCUUGUUGCUUUCAUCUCGGGUGUCCCUGUCCGUCUCAACGUCCGCGACCGUCUCGUCAACACUGCCGAGAUCAACUUCCUGUGUAUUCACAAGAAGCUACGUAGCAAGCGUCUUGCUCCCGUCUUGAUCAUGGAAAUCACCCGCCGUUGCAAUCUCGAGGGCAUCUACCAGGCUAUCUACACGGCUGGUGUUGUCCUGCCCAAGCCUGUAGCCAGUUGCCGCUACUUCCAUCGUGCUCUUGACUGGGAGAAGCUCUAUAACGUCGGCUUCAGCCCGCUCCCUCAUGGAAGCACAAAGAUGCGUCAAAUCUCAAAGUACCGUCUGCCUGAGCGUACUGUCACUCCUGGCCUGCGCCUGAUGAAAGCAGAAGAUGCCGAUCAAGUCACCGACCUUCUCGAACGCUAUAUGAAGCGUGUCAAGAUGGCACAAGAGUUCAACAAGGAGGAAGUUCUCCACUGGUUCCUGGACAACGAGUCUGAUCCCAAGAGCAACAAACGCGUCGUCUGGACUUAUGUCGUCGAGGACUCCAACAAGAAGAUCACCGACUUCUUCAGCUUCUACUGCCUCGAGAGUUCCGUCAUUCAUAACGCUAGUCACUCGAGCACCAUCCGCGCUGCUUACCUCUUCUACUACGCCACCGAGAGUGCUUUUGAGAAACAGACAGAGGACGACGAUGUCCUCAAGACGCGUCUGAACUUGCUGGUCAAGGACGCUCUGAUCCUCGCCAAACAGGCCAAGUUCGAUGUCUUCAACGCCCUCACCCUCCUCGACAACCCUCUCUUCUUGACCGACCAAAAGUUCGGCCCCGGCGACGGUCAACUCCAUUACUACCUCUUCAACUACCGCACAGCCGACCUGCCCUCCGGUGUCGACAACAAGAACCAAGUCGAUGCCAGACAUCGUGGUGGUGUUGGUGUUGUCAUGCUGUAG